Mycotypha africana is the source of this 1018-nucleotide messenger RNA. RefSeq lists its product as uncharacterized. NCBI's taxonomy places the organism in Eukaryota, Fungi, Mucoromycota, Mucoromycetes, Mucorales, Mycotyphaceae. Bases 1 to 939 code for a protein of 312 amino acids. The record is from RefSeq and is a predicted model, not a curated record. The transcript is spliced from 4 exons.
AUGAAUUACUACAUUAUUAAAAACCGUAAUUUAACUGUUCAAGAAUACAUUUAUGAACAAAACUUUUGGUACUGCAUCUGUAAGCUAGUCUUGGGCCAAAAAAUUACCAACAAAGCCUACAUUAACCACACUGUGGCUCUGACGUUCGAUGACGUUGCUACUGACGAACCAUCCAUUAUAUCCCCCUUCAAGGAUCAAAAAAUCAUAGGUUAUAGUGAUGCUAUGGCGGCUGCAUGCGAGAGUAUAGCAACCACUUACAUGAACCACAUGAUAUUACUUGUAUUGGGCAUUGAAGCCUACUUUCCACGAAGCGGAAAAAGACCAACAAGAACAAACGUAGAAAACGAAAGCGUCGAAAAGGACAAAAACAGUAAGAAGCAAGGUAAGGGCAGAGAAAGCUGCGAAAGCGCGAGGGCGGAAAGAGUCAUAGGGGGAGUCGCAGAAGAAGGCAAAGAAACCGCAAAGCGUAUGCCAAAGGUGAGUUACAGACACCUGUACCUCGACUCUGCAUUUGUGCCAUUCACUCAAUAUGUCAUCUACAGGUACAAAGCAGAAAAUGCCAAUAGAUGGGCUGCCGCAACAUUUUCCGAUGCCCGCACCAAGCUCCCUCUGAUUGUUUUCGGUGACGGUAUGCGCAACAAAGAUAAUGUCCAUUUUAAAGGGCAUUCAUCCGGCGUCACCGGAAAUCUCUAUCGUACUCUCUUGAGAAGAAAGCGCUGCUUUCUUGCUGCGGUGGUGGACAUCAACGAGUUUAAAACCUCAAAGGUGGGUCCCAAAUUGCCAAAUCAAGUGCUCUUCUCAAGAAGUAAUGUCAUUUUCGUAGACGUCAAUGCGGCCAAAAAUAUGCAUACUAUUGCAAAUUCCGUAUGGGAACACAAUGGCCGGCCCGACCAUCGCCAUAACGAAAAUGGUGCUGCAGGUUCUAUAGCGACGGCUUAAAAUUUUUUACGCGUUUAGGUGAGUUCAUCUUGUGAAAUUUCUCACUGUACAUUUCUGGGGUUUUAUUAACUGUUGUUUG